CUAUGCUAUAGCCAUAUUGUUCUGUGCUAUAGUCGUACUGCCCGUAGACCGUAGUUGAGUAGUUCCGCGUCCUCGGACGUUCGCGUUUGUCUAUGCUAUUAAAUUAUUUAAUAUGCCAAUAUAAUAUUCAAUAUGGCAUUAUAAUAUUAUAUCUAUAUUUUGUGGUGAUUAGUUCUUACUAUAUUAUUCACUACUCAGUAUUCAGCACUCGGUGUCUUACUAUCGUAGUAUCGUCUGUCAUUAGUCAUUAAUCAUUAUUAUUCACUAUACAGUAUAAUACUCUAUUAUAACUAGUUAUAAUGUUUCUGGCUAUAUAUAAUUAGUGGGCAUCGUUCGUGCUUGUGUUGUCGUGCAAUAGGUCCUUAUUUGGACGACCUGUUUAGAAUACCUCUGUGGUGAUACGUAUUUUUGUACACAUUUAUCAUUGCAAAUCACAUGGCGAAAUACUUCAACAGACAUUUCCUAAAAACGUUAGCGCUGUCCACUGGUGUUGGAGCCGUUAGUGGUUACGCAGUGUACUCUUACCUUGGAUCCAACGAUACCGAAGUCCAGGUGCAGAAUGGAAUAGAACAGAGGUACUACAAAAUAUUCGAGAACAAGGAAACCAAAUGGGAUUCUAACUGGGACAAGCGACAAUCUAAGAGUCUAGUAAAGCCAGUUGAUUCCAAUAAAUCAGAUCUUCAAGAUAAGUAUGAUAAGAAAAUUGAAAGCCAAAAAUCUCGUGCAACAAGGCACAUUUUUCUUAUUAGACAUGGGCAGUACAACCUAUCUGGAGAGACUGAUGGAGAUAGGAAGUUGACUGAACUAGGGAGAAAACAAGCUCUAUUCACUGGUGAGCGGUUAAGUAUAUUAGAUUUUCCAUGGACAACAAUUACACAGUCAACAUUGACUCGAGCAAUGGAAACUUGUUCAAUAAUCCAAACGCAAUUGCCUGCAAAUAUACCACUGACAUCAUCUGAUUUAUUAACUGAAGGAGCACCAAUACAACCAGAUCCGCCAAGCAAACACUGGAAACCUGAGUUAUAUUUUUUUAGGGAUGGAGCUCGUAUAGAAGCAGCUUUUCGAAAGUUCAUUCAUAGAGCGCCACCUGACCAAAAAGAAGACUCUUAUGAAUUAAUAGUUUGCCAUGCAAAUGUUAUAAGAUAUUUUGUUAUGAGAGCAUUGCAGUUGAAUCCAGAGGCAUGGUUACGUUUGAGUUUAGAUCAUGCAAGUAUUACGUGGCUUAGUAUUUAUCCCAAUGGAAGAGUAUCCUUAAGAUGUUACAGUAAUUCUGGGUACAUGCCACCAGAAGCUAUUUCUCGUUAAAUAAUAUUUACAAGUUAUCUAUUUAUUAUCAAAUAAAUUUUAAUUACUGAACCCUA
Acyrthosiphon pisum (pea aphid) is the source of this 1361-nucleotide messenger RNA. It is a transcript of the gene Pgam5, whose product is annotated as phosphoglycerate mutase family member 5. Gene Ontology annotation, biological process: peptidyl-threonine dephosphorylation; positive regulation of mitochondrial fission. The record is from RefSeq and is marked validated. NCBI's taxonomy places the organism in Eukaryota, Metazoa, Arthropoda, Insecta, Hemiptera, Aphididae. Gene Ontology annotation, cellular component: mitochondrion. Gene Ontology annotation, molecular function: protein serine/threonine phosphatase activity.